Charadrius vociferus (killdeer) is the source of this 3300-nucleotide messenger RNA. RefSeq names its product Ras association (RalGDS/AF-6) and pleckstrin homology domains 1 (gene RAPH1). The coding region runs from base 1 to 3300 and encodes 1099 amino acids. Gene Ontology annotation, biological process: signal transduction. NCBI's taxonomy places the organism in Eukaryota, Metazoa, Chordata, Aves, Charadriiformes, Charadriidae. The transcript has 13 exons. The record is from RefSeq and is a predicted model, not a curated record. Gene Ontology annotation, cellular component: cytosol; plasma membrane.
AUGGAGCAAUUAUCAGAUGAAGAACUUGACCAUGGUGCAGAAGAAGAUAGUGAUAAGGAAGAUCAGGAUCUGGACAAGAUGUUUGGAGCCUGGCUGGGGGAACUGGACAAACUCACACAGAGUUUGGAUACAGACAAGCCUGUGGCACCAGUGAAGAGAUCACCUCUCCAUCAGGAAACCAAUCUUGCCAACUUCUCAUAUCGCUUCUCCAUGUACAAUUUGAAUGAAGCCCUGAAUCAGGGGGAGACUGUGGAUCUAGAUGCCCUCAUGGCUGAUCUCUGUUCCAUAGAGCAGGAGCUCAGCAGCAUUGGGUCUCAUUCAGCAAACAAUGCUGCAAUGAAACGUCUUGCCACAGAACCCAAAGCUCAGAAACCGCCUACUAGCCGACCUUCUACUAAGCACAGCAGCAUGAAAGGAUUAUCUUCCUCAUCUGGUAAGGUGACUAAACCAUCGCAUCCCAACGUAUCUUUGGAUGACAUCACUGCACAGUUAGAGAAGGCCUCCUUGAGUAUGGAUGAGGCAGCCCAACAGUCUGUUGCAGAAGACACCAAACCAGUAGUUACUGCUCAGCACAGGAGGACAGCAUCUGCUGGCACGGUGAGCGAUGCUGAGGUGCGCUCAAUCAGUAACUCCUCCCGUUCCAGCAUAACUUCUGCAGCUUCCAGCAUGGACUCCUUGGAUAUCGAUAAGGUGACAAGACCUCAGGAACUGGACUUGACGUCCCAAGGGCAACCAAUCACUGAGGAGGAACAGGCUGCUAAACUCAAAGCUGAGAAGAUUAGGGUUGCGUUAGAGAAGAUUAAAGAGGCACAAGUGAAAAAGUUGGUGAUCAGAGUCCACAUGUCUGAUGACAGCUCCAAAACAAUGAUGGUGGAUGAGAGGCAGACAGUGAGACAAGUAUUAGACAAUCUGAUGGACAAAUCGCAUUGUGGUUACAGUUUAGACUGGUCAUUGGUGGAAACCAUCUCUGAAUUGCAAAUGGAAAGGAUCUUUGAAGAUCAUGAAAAUUUAGUUGAAAAUCUUCUGAACUGGACAAGAGAUAGUCAAAACAAACUAAUGUUCGUGGAACGUAUAGAGAAAUACGCACUUUUCAAGAAUCCCCAGAACUAUCUUCUGGGGAAGAAAGAAACCUCCGAGAUGGCAGACAGAAAUAAAGAGGUGCUGCUAGAGGAAUGUUUCUGUGGAAGUUCUGUAACUGUGCCAGAGAUUGAGGGAGUUUUGUGGCUGAAAGAGGAUGGUAAAAAGUCUUGGAAGAAACGUUACUUUCUGCUUCGAGCUUCGGGAAUCUACUAUGUCCCUAAAGGGAAGGCAAAGGUCUCACGGGAUCUCGUGUGCUUUCUACAGCUAGAUCAUGUCAAUGUUUACUAUGGACAGGACUAUCGGAACAAAUAUAAAGCACCCACAGACUAUUGUUUAGUGCUAAAGCAUCCUCAGAUCCAGAAGAAAUCCCAGUAUAUCAAGUAUCUUUGCUGUGAUGAUGUAAGAACUCUACACCAAUGGAUCAAUGGCAUCCGCAUUGCUAAGUAUGGGAAGCAGUUAUACAUGAACUAUCAGGAAGCACUGAAGAGAACAGAAUUGGCAUGUGACUGGACUUCCUUGUCUAGCUCCAGUAUCAAGUCAGGCUCCAGCUCAUCUAGUUUGCCAGAAUCUCAAUCAAAUCAUUCUAAUCAGUCUGACAGUGGAGUUUCUGACACCCAGCCAGCUGGACAUGUCCGUUCCCAAAGUAUUGUCAGCUCCAUGUUCUCCGAGGCCUGGAAACGAGGCACUCAACUGGAGGAAUCCAGCAAGCCACCACCGCCCCCAAAAAUCCAUCAGGUUCAGCCAAAUAUAAGCCAGGCCACUGCCACCUCUUCAUUGCCACCACCUCCUCCUCCUGUGCCUGCCCCACCACCACCCCAGGCACCGCCAAAGCCUGUCAUGGCAGCUCUUCCCCCACAGCCUAGUGGGAAGGCAGCAUCACCAGGGGUCACACAUGCCACCCCCCCUGUCCCAGCUCCCUUGCCCCUUGCAAUAAAGAAACAACCAAGUGUCACCUCUUCCCAGGUGCCUCCACUUCCCCCAGCUCCUCCUGGCCCCACUCCCCCCCCAACAUUCCCAAAGCAGCAGAGUUUCUCUGUGAAGCCUCCUCCAUCCCCUCAGUCCCCAGUGCCAUCAGUGGUGAAGCAGAUAGUUAGCCAGUUCCCACCUCCUCCCACCCCACCUGCCACUGAGCCCCAGCCACUGAAACCCCUUCCACUGAGCGUGGCUCCACAGUCACCUCCCGCAGUAAAGGCAAAGCCCAAAUGGCAGCCCGCUUCCGCUCCCUCACCAGAUUUUCCCCCUCCUCCACCAGAGAGCAGCUUAGUGUUUCCUCCUCCACCUCCUUCCCCAGCUUCCUCUGCAGGUUCUCCCCCCCCUGACAAAUCAGGGUCUCCAGUCAAAAAGACCAGCAAGACAUCAAGCCCUGGAGGGAAGAAACCACCUCCAACACCUCAGCGAAACUCCAGCAUCAAGUCCACCAGCUCCACUGAGUACCAUGAGUCCAAGAGACCUUCAGUGGACCGCCUUGUCAGCAAAUUUGCACACGCACCAGAGCCGUCAGGGUCUCCUUCCAAGGAGUCAUCACCUCCUCCAGCCCCUCCAAAGCCAGGAAAGCUCAACCUUUCUGGGGUGAGCCUGCCCAUUGUCCUUCCGCAAGGAGGGGUCCCGGCCAAGGCUCCUGCUCCAGGUGUGUCGGGGACGGAACCUGUAGUUGAAUUCCCUUCACCACCAUCCGAUUCAGACUUUCCACCACCACCACCUGAAAUAGAUCUUCCUCUCCCACCAGUUGAGAUCCCCUCUGUGUUUUCAGGCAGCACCUCCCCAAAAGUCGCUGUUGUCAAUCCCCAGCCUCAGGCAUGGUCAAAACCAUCUGUGAAAAAAGCCCCACCACCCACACGUCCCAAGCGGAAUGACAGCACUCGACUGACGCAGGCGGAGGUUGCAGAGCCACCAGGGUCAGCUGCCCCUCAAGUGCCCACUUCACCCAAGUCCAGCCUUAGCGUUCAGCCGGGAUUCCUGGCAGACCUCAACCGGACGCUGCAGCGGAAAUCCAUCACCCGGCAUGGCUCCCUCUCCUCUGCGCGGAUGUCCAGAACGGAGCCCACAGCCACCAUGGAUGACAUGGCCCUGCCUCCACCUCCACCAGAGCUGUUGGCUGACCAGCAGAAGACGAGCAGCUUCGGGGGCAGUCACAUAUCGGGCUAUGCAACGUUACGGAGGGGGCCUCCCCCCGCACCUCCCAAAAGGGAUCAGAACACCAAGCUGUCACGGGACUGGUAG